Coffea eugenioides is the source of this 1335-nucleotide messenger RNA. RefSeq names its product RING finger protein 44-like. The record is from RefSeq and is a predicted model, not a curated record. NCBI's taxonomy places the organism in Eukaryota, Viridiplantae, Streptophyta, Magnoliopsida, Gentianales, Rubiaceae. The coding region runs from base 40 to 975 and encodes 311 amino acids. The transcript has 2 exons.
UCCGUUGUAAGAGUCAUUUUCCUUUCUGUGACAGACCCUAUGAACGGAAGUAACCAGAAUUACACGCCACCAGAAUACUUGAGAACUGGGCCGGAUUAUGGUGGAUAUUCAGCUAGACCUCGUAGGAGGAAUGGAUUGUCCUCCUCGUUUGCUGUGGUUAGGCAUAUCGAUAUGUUAUCUAUGAAAGUCAUUGGUGCAUCAUAUUGGAUAAUUUAUUUCCAGGAACAUAUCAGAUCAGUCUUUUUUCAUAUGAAACAGGCUCCCAGAGGAGGAGAUCCUGAUCCACGGUUCAUUUUUGGGGUAAGCAAUCCCAGUGGAUUUCUUGGCGUAUCCAGUUUUCCAGCCCCACCACAUUUGCAGAAUCAAACUCAAUACUUCAACAUUGACACAACAAGAAACACAAUACCAUCGCCACCUGCAGCUAUUGCUUUGCCAAGUUUUCAGCUGCAACCGAGUGUGCCACCUGCAGCUAUUGCUUUGCCAAAUUUUCAGCCGCAACCGAGCGUGCAAGGCCCCCAGGACGGGUCCAAAUUAUCUCAAGAAGAGCAAAAGAAAGUCUUGAACAGGCUGAAGAAAGAAGCAUAUAAUCCCGUGACAAAAUUGUCGAGAAGGAAACCAAAUCUGUACUACCGAGAUAACCCACUUACUAUUUCCAAAGAACUAGAAAAAGAGAAGCAUGAAGAAGGUAAGAGGUGUGCCAUUUGCUUGGAAGAUUUUGAGCCUAAAGAGAUAGUUACGAUUACUCCUUGCAACCACAUGUUUCAUGAGGAAUGUAUUGUUCCUUGGGUGAAGAACGAAGGUCGAUGCCCUGUUUGUAGGUUCGCAAUCAGUGAAAGGUUCGGAGAAACUGCAGCUGGCUCUAGCAAUGUGACUGCAAAUGACCAUUUUGGGAACGAUCUGACUGCAAUCGUGAGAGCCAUGGAAGAAGCUUUUGUACCUGAAAACAUGAGGAGGUUUGUGGAGUUCCUUACCUAACAAGGACAAAUUUUUAGUUUGAGCAUACUGUUAGGGAAGUUGUUUUUCUGGAGCUACCUUCUGUGAUUCAGCAAGACAAUACAUUGAAGAAAUGACAGUAUUUGUGUACAGAAUAUAGAUAGUCGUUUGGCAACAAAUGCGAAGAACCGAAGGAAAAUGAGACUCAGUGGAUGCAAAUGGGAUAAUUCCUCUACCACAAGAAGUUUGCGAAUGAGGAAUGGAUUCCAUCAAAGAAAAACUCGGGCAGCAAAGAGUGUUAGUUGCACAGUACUUUAUUGUGAUUCGCAGUAUGUUACUUCCGUGCACAGAUGUUAAUGUCCCAUCCAAUUAUAAAGGUCACAAGCUAUUACAUAUUACUUA